UUCUUGCUUUUGGUUAAAGCUAGGGUUUUUUGUUUUUUGAAGAGUGAUACCAAUGGAGGAGAAUCUUCCUCCUGGAUUUCGAUUUCAUCCGACCGACGAAGAACUCAUCACUUAUUAUUUAACCACCAAGGUCUCUGAUAAUACUUUCACGUCCAAAGCCAUCGUUGAUGCGGAUCUCAAUAAAUGUGAACCGUGGGAUCUCCCAGGAAAGGCUUCAAUGGGAGAGAAAGAAUGGUAUUUUUUUAACUUGAGAGAUAGAAAAUACCCAACUGGACUUCGAACCAACCGAGCCACAGAGGCUGGUUACUGGAAAACGACUGGAAAAGACAAGGAAAUCUUUCGUGCUGGUUCAGGAGUUCUUGUGGGAAUGAAGAAAACCCUAGUUUUCUACAAGGGGAGAGCUCCCAAGGGGGUGAAAAGCAAUUGGGUCAUGCAUGAAUAUAGAUUAGAUCACAAACAUUCUUUCAGAUCCACAAAGGAAGAAUGGGUAGUCUGUAGAGUAUUCCAGAAAAGCUCAGUGAAGAAACCACAGCAACCAACAUUUUCUUCGCAAGCACCAUCACUUGAAUCUCCAUGUGACACAAACUCGAUCGUCAAUGAGUUUGGAGACAUUGAGCUGCCCAACUUAAAUACCAUUAAUGCAGCUAAUUCAUCAAGCACGACUACAUUCAGUAACAUAUCAACACAAAGCUAUCAUAAUGGUGGUCCUAAUCAUCACAUUAAUGACUUAAAUAUGAAUAUGAACCUGAACAUGGCGAUUGCUGCAGCAACUGCAAAUCUUUCGUCACCGCUCUCUUGGACUUCUAGCUUGUUGGGCUCAAAUCUUUCAGUGAAUUCUUUAAUUUUGAGAGCAUUGCAGCAAAGAAAUAUGGCUAGAGAUCAAGCUACGAGUGUCGAUCAUCAACAUCACUACUCAAUUAUGCAACAAGCUGGAAUUGGUAAUUUAGAGAACAACAAAAAUGAUUUGAGCACUUCCAGCUUCCAAACUUCUUUUUCUAAGGUUUUAGAUCCAGCGCAAACACAACCACAACAGGAGCAACAAUUUAAUUUAGACACAAUGUGGUAAAGAGCUUUAUAUAUAAAUCAAUUGUGAAAAAUCUAACUUUUGUUUCAAUCCUUAACUCAAGUGCAUGGAAAACUGUAUCGUGUGCACUGUUGUAAUCAUAAAAUAUGGC
Molecule: messenger RNA, 1175 nt
Organism: Carica papaya (papaya)
Lineage: Eukaryota; Viridiplantae; Streptophyta; Magnoliopsida; Brassicales; Caricaceae
Gene: NAC058
Product: NAC domain containing protein 58
Biological process (GO): regulation of DNA-templated transcription
Molecular function (GO): DNA binding
Source: RefSeq, a predicted model, not a curated record